Molecule: messenger RNA, 2062 nt
Organism: Glycine soja
Lineage: Eukaryota; Viridiplantae; Streptophyta; Magnoliopsida; Fabales; Fabaceae
Product: receptor-like cytosolic serine/threonine-protein kinase RBK2
Exons: 9
Coding region: 127-1611 (494 amino acids)
Biological process (GO): protein phosphorylation
Molecular function (GO): protein kinase activity; ATP binding
Source: RefSeq, a predicted model, not a curated record
UUCAUGCAUGUCUUUCUCUUUCUCUUCUGAUCUUCCUUUCUGACUCUAUAUGCGUGCUCGUCAUUCCCGUGGCUACCCUUUUGGUUCUCGGAAACUCGAUCGUCUUGCCUAGCCUAAUUGGCCACCAUGACCGAUGAACAACGAGAACCACAAGCUUCCCCGAGCAAUGGCGUCCACAAGUUAGAAAGAAAACAAAUAGCUGAAAGGGAGAGAUCGGUUUUUAGAGGCAGGCGUCCACGACCUGGGUUUUCUGAUUCAUUUUCAAGCGUUGACCUGGAAGCUUUAGAGAUUGAAGAGGGCUCUCCUAGGAGUCAAGGGUCUGAAACCCCAAGUUCAAGGGCCAGCACUUCUGAUUCGGAGAGUCAGGGAUCUUUUGCUGGGACACCUAAUAACAAUAACCAGUGGCGUGGUUUCUUUAAACUACUCAAGAAAGGAUCCCAAAUGCCUUUCCAAACUUUUCACCCACUUAAAAAUGUUCCAAAACUGACAAGAAGAAAAAGCAAGAGAAUCAGGGAGGACCUCAUUCCAUCACUGAAUGCAGCAUCUCUUGACACUGAGUUUGGCUGCUUCAAAUCUUCCUGGAAAAACUUCACCCUCGCGGAGAUCCAGGCUGCAACUGAUGACUUUAGCCAUGAAAAUUUGAUUGGGGAGGGAGGCUAUGCUGAGGUUUACUUGGGCAAAUUGGAGGAUGGAAACUUUGUUGCCAUUAAACGGUUGACAAGAGGGUGCCAAGAAGAAAUGACUGCAGAUUUCUUGUCUGAGCUUGGCAUUAUAGUGCACGUGGACCACCCCAACAUAGCUAGAUUGAUUGGAUAUGGUGUUGAAGGAGGAAUGUUUCUUGUUCUUCAAUUGUCUCCACAUGGUAGCCUGUCAUCCAUACUUUAUGGACCUAGAGAGAAACUGAAUUGGAGCCUCAGAUAUAAGAUUGCUAUGGGGACUGCUGAGGGCCUUCGCUAUCUGCAUGAGGGGUGUCAAAGAAGGAUCAUUCACAAAGACAUCAAGGCUUCUAAUAUUCUUCUCUCAGAGGAUUUUGAGCCUCAGAUAUCUGAUUUUGGGCUUGCAAAGUGGUUACCUGACCAAUGGACUCACCAUACUGUCUCAAAAGUGGAAGGCACAUUCGGCUACCUUCCUCCUGAAUUCUUCAUGCAUGGUAUAGUAGAUGAAAAGACAGAUGUCUAUGCUUAUGGUGUACUAUUAUUGGAGCUCAUUACUGGUCGACAAGCUUUGGAUAGCUCACAGAAAAGUCUGGUGAUGUGGGCAAAACCUUUGCUAACUGCAAAUAACAUCAAAGAGCUUGUGGAUCCAGUUUUGGCUGAUGCUUAUGAUGAAGAGCAGAUGAAGCUUGUAACCUUAACAGCUUCUCUCUGUGUAGACCAGUCCUCAAUUCAGCGACCGGUUAUGAGCCAGGUGUUAGAUAUACUAAGAGGGGAAGAAGAGAGCUUAAGAAUCAUGAAAGAACGAUCGAAGUCAAAACUUCAGAGGACAUACUCUGAAGAACUCUUAGAUGCAGAAGAGUACAACUCAACAAAGUUUUUGAGUGAGAGGGAUCGACAUAUGGAGACUAUUCUAGGCUGCAGUAGCUCUGUUACAGAAGAUGAGGAUAAAAUCUAGCAUAUGGUCUAUGAUUCAGUUAAUGGGUGUACAUGGAACUACAUAAGUUGAAAUUAUAAGGCAGUGAUUUAUUUGCAGAACAUGAACUGAUUCUGAUUCCACUAGAGGAUCCAGAGCUGGCCAGAACAUGGGUUGAAGAGGUUAACAAAGACAGAAACUGAGGUGGAGGCAGAACCUCAUGUGGAUGUAGCAUGUUUGCCAAUAGUUUUAUUUAGUCAAAAUGGUGAUGAAAUGGGACAUAAUUUGUGAUGCCAAAUUAAAGCUUCAGGAUGGGUUGCCUUUAGAUGGGGAUUACCGUUUUCCAUUUUAUCCACGCAGUGUCAAUGAUCAUCAUCAAUUGCAAAUACCAUUUUCAGCAAGUUGUUUAAUUUUCUAUUGUAACCAUAAGCAGAUUUGUCCAAGAAAAUUUCCUUAAUUUGUUCAUUUUGUGUUAUGUGAUUUUUAUUUUAUA